Purpureocillium lilacinum is the source of this 1359-nucleotide messenger RNA. RefSeq lists its product as uncharacterized. Lineage: Eukaryota; Fungi; Ascomycota; Sordariomycetes; Hypocreales; Ophiocordycipitaceae. The record is from RefSeq and is a predicted model, not a curated record. Gene Ontology annotation, molecular function: protein binding.
AUGGCCGGCCCGACGUCCCCCAGCACCGAGGGUCCCACGUUUGCGCCCCCGAGCCUGCCCGCCGGCUGGAUCGCCCAGUGGGACGGCGCGAGCAAGAAGUACUACUACGUGCAGCUCGCGACGGGCGUCUCCCAGUGGGAGGUGCCCACGCAGGCCGUCCACCAGACGGGCAAUACUCCCGCCCACGAGUCCUCCGAGCACCCAUACGGCCAGCCUCCGCCUGGCAGCGCCCCCGGCAGCGUGCCGCCGCGACCUCCGGAGCUCAUCACGCACCCGGACGGCUCCCAGACGGUCAAGCACCCCGACGGCACCAUGGAGCCAAUCAUGGCCGACGGCUCCAGAGGCUUGGACGGCCCCAACGGCGACAGAGGCCUUGGUAGCAUGGCCAUGAACGCCCUUCUCGGCGGAAAAGGCUCCGGCGGUGGCGGCGGUGGUAGCCACGGCGGCAAUCCCCUCGGCAGCCUCGCGAAUCAGUUCCUCGGCGGCGGUUCUCACGGCGGCAGCAGCGGCGGCGGUGGCAAGAAUAACGCCGCCGGCAAGCUCGUCGGACAGCUGGCUUCGAACCUCUUCUCCCCGUCCAGCAAGCCCGAGCAGCCGCAAAACUACCACGGCGGACAGAACACGGGCCACGGCCAGCACCAGGGUGGUCUGGCCGGCGCCGUCUUUGGCGGCGUCGCCCACAUGUUCGGGGGCAAGGAGUCCCACGGAAGCGGCCAAAAUUACGGCUAUUCGGGUGCUGGUACUGGCAAUGCUUACUCGGGCGGCGAAGCCCCGACAUACCACCCGCCGGGCUCCGGCCCGUCCUCGUCCACGCAUACGCCGUCCACGUCGCAACCGAGUCAACACCAGCAGCAGCAACAGGGCUCUUCGCACCACCAAGGCUCCCAGAACCAGAGCCACCAAUCUCAGAGCCAGCAGUCGUAUGGCGCCCCAUCUUCUGGAGGUAGCCAAGGCCACCAACCGCCGCACAGCCAGUCCCCGUACGGUGGCAGCCAAUCCUACGGCGGCCAGCACGGAGGCCAGCACGCAGGUCAGCACGGAGGGAAUGGCUCGUACUCCCACCAGCCUGCGCAGCCAAGCUAUGGUACGCCCCCAGCUGGCGGCCACCAGCCGUCGUAUGGGCAGUCCCACCAAGGCCCUCCCUCUAGCUACAGCCAGGGACCUCCGGGAGGCUACCAACAGGGCCCUCCGGGUGGCUACAGCCAGGGAGCGCAGGGCGGCUAUAGCCAAGGCCCACCUGGCGGAUACAACCAAGGCUCCUCGGGGGGAUACGCCUCCUCAUACGGUGGCCAGCAGCAGCAGCAACAUCAGCAGUAUGGUGGCCAAAACCAGGCGCCUUACCAUGGAGGCCCCUACUGA